Messenger RNA from Adineta steineri, 828 nucleotides. Lineage: Eukaryota; Metazoa; Rotifera; Eurotatoria; Adinetida; Adinetidae. The record is from the annotation of a GenBank genome assembly.
AUGAAGCCGCCAGUACGUGGUAAUAAAAAAGUAGCUGUUCAACCCGUUAUAGUUACUAAUAAUAAUAAAUUCACACCGAAAAUAUCAGAACGAACAGUACGAAGAAAACAAAAAGCAAGAGAUAGACAAUUAAAUCCAGGAAUUUUUCCUACUAAACUUAGUGUAUGUGGUUGUCUGUGUCUCUAUAUUUUUUUAAUUCUCUGUAUUGUUAUUGGAGCCGGCGGCAUAGUAUUAUGCGUUAUCUAUUUUAAUGCUGAUCAAAAUACACAAGUCUGGAAAAUAGUUGGAAUCGCACUUGGUGUUGUUGUAUGUUUAAUUGGUAUUAUUUUAAUUCUUCUUAGUAUAUUUAAGCAAACACGUGGUCGACCAUGGAAAUCGAAAAAAAGCGAGAUACUUGUCAAUAAUGAUAAUGAUUAUGUUGAUGAUAUUGAAGAUUUUGAUAGAAGUGAAUUUCGUGGUAAUAUUAUUAUUUAUGAUAAAAAUCAAACACGUGAAACUGCUUCAUCACCUAUACCAAAUUCAUUGUAUACAUCAAAACCAAUGUAUAAUAAUCCUAUGUAUCAACCAGAACAAGCAUCAGUUGCUAUUCAAACAACAGAAAAUAAAACACAUACAAUAAUUGAUCGAUCAAAAAAAUCUUCAAUGACAACUGAAACUCAAACAAAAUCAAGAUCAAAUACACCAGAUAGUGUAAUACUUCGACGUGUACCAAUUCCAACUACUAAAGUUGUUGUACAACAACCAGCUACCAAAGUUAUGAUUGUUCGAGUUCCAAAUAAAGCUGGUGAACUUAUUGUUCAACCAGUAGAUAUAACAUCUAAUGAAUAG